This is a messenger RNA of Ilex paraguariensis (yerba mate), 2023 nucleotides long. The record is from the annotation of a GenBank genome assembly. NCBI's taxonomy places the organism in Eukaryota, Viridiplantae, Streptophyta, Magnoliopsida, Aquifoliales, Aquifoliaceae.
UCUCUCUCUCUCGCUCUCGAUCUCUCCCUCUCAGACCCCACUCUGAUCUUUCAAAGGAAAGGUGAGCUGAAGCAGCCUCUCUUUUAGAAAUGAAAGGUUAAAGAGAAGCUCUAAUCUCUUCUCACCCCUCUUCUGUUUCUCUAUCUCUCCUUCUCGACAAAGCCCUAAUUCAACCCAACCCCAUAUGCGACAAGACAAAAACUAUCUGUUCCAGCAAUCUCUCUUCUGCAACGAUCAAUCUCAUGAUCUGUGGGUUGUUUAUUCUCUUCUUUGAACAUACACUUACCUCACAGACAAAGAAAAAGGCAUGGAAAGGACUUUUUUUUGGCAGAUCAGAGCUUUAAAUACAUAGUCAUCUCUCUCUCUCUCUCUAAAAGAGAGACAUGGAUUCUGGAAAUAGUGGGAGUCUACAGUCAUCGAGUGGUGGUGAUGAGGAAUACGAUUCACGCGCCGAUUCGAUCUCAGCUUUCAUGUACAACCCAACAGGCCAUGUUGUUCCCAUUCCACACCCCCCACCACAACCACCACCGCCAGCACACUCAACCCUUCCUUCCUCCAUGCUUGACCCACUACCAAAUUACUUCGACCCCAUGCCACGACCACCGCAGCCCCUUCCAAACCCGAGCUCUCUUCUCAAUCUAGACAUGGUCUGGCCCAAAACCCAAAGAUCUGAACCCAAUAGCUCCGAGAUCAACCAUGUGAUGGCGUCUUCAUCUUCACUCCAACCCUUUUUCGGCUGUCAAGGUCAAUACCGUGGUCAUUUCACAGGCCAAUCACCGGCGGUUGCAUUUCCUCCGGCGUUAGAAACUGCUACACCACGAGCUUCAUCAUCAACUACCUCUGAUCAUCAGACCCAAAUGGUUCGUAAUCCAAAGAAAAGAUCAAGAGCUUCAAGGCGUGCACCAACCACUGUACUGACCACAGACACCACCAAUUUCAGAGCCAUGGUUCAGGAAUUCACAGGCAUCCCAGCACCACCCUUCACAUCCUCACCCUUCCCUAGAAGUAGACUUGAUCUUUUCGGUACACACUCCACCAUAAGAUCCAACCCCUUGGACAGUUCACAACCACCCUAUCUCCUUAGACCCUUUGCUCAAAAAGCUCAACUACCACCACCAUUUGUUUCGUCUUCUUCAUCAUCUUCUUUUAGUCCUUCUCUGUUUAGUUCUCCUCCUACUACUAACAACAUCACUUCUGGUUCAACAAUUAGUGCUUCUAAUUCGAUUUCAAUUAACUAUCAGCUACCUUCUGAAUUAGGCCCUUUUAAGCAGUCUCAGAGUAGCCCUCUACUCAACAUGCAAAACCCAUUUAACUCAUUUCAGUCCCUCCUUCAAACUCCUCCAAAAUACCCACUGGCCAAUUCAGCCAUUCUUGGUUCAAAAGCUCAAGAAAUUCCAUCAAGUGAUUCACAUCUCAAAAUGGGUUUUGUGGAUGAACUUGGUUUAAGUCAUGGGCAUGUCAACACUACCAUUACUCAUGACCUCCCAAACCUCGUCUCCUCCGACGGAACGACGUCGAGGAACUACAACAAUCCGGAAAGUUGGGGCGGCGCAGUGGGUUCAAAUGAUACUGAUCAAAGUCAUCUGAGAUUUGUCAAUGGAAGUUUCAACUCUUCUCGGAAUGUUUCAAAUGGCAAGCUAAAUUACUCGGCUUCUUCAUCUAAUUUUCAGGGCGAUAAGGUGUCGGAGAAUGUUUCGACAAGAGGUGAAGGUAUGGUGGAAUCAUGGAUUUGCUCUUCAGAUUAGUGAUCUUCCAAAUUAUUACAUGAUUGAAAGUAAGGAGGCAAUGAUGGUGGCUAUCAUAAGACAUUGGAAAAAGGUUAAAUAUUGUGGUUUUUCAUGAUCUUAACCAUGACUUUCACGAAAGCUAGAACACUGUAGUUCUUUAAUUAUGUGUAAAUAAUAGCCUCUUCAUCUUCCUUUGUUGUUUUUUUUUUUUUUUUGGUCCUCCACAUGGUAUUGUUCAUCAUACAUAUACAUAUACGAACUAGCUUGGUUAUGGACUCCUGCUUUUCAUUUUUUUU